GUGAAAGGUACCCUGUGACGUCAGUGUCCCGUUGAAUGAACCAAAACAUGGCGGCUGCCAUGGAGCUGAGAUGCUGGGGAGGAGACUGGGGUUUGCCUUCUGUUCACACCGAGUCCCUCAUAGUUCUGGCAUACACCAAGUUUUCUGGGGCAAAAGUCGCAGUUUCUCCAAUAGACUGGACAUGGAAAACAAUCACAGUGACUGUCCCAGAAUUGCUUUGCGGCGACACUGCAGUUCAAGAACCAACACAAAUUCUUAACUUUCUGAGGAAACAAAGGUUUAAUGCAGAUUAUGAGCUGACAGCCAGACAAGGAGCAGACACAAUGGCCUACAUCGCUCUGCUGGAGGAGAAGCUGCGACCAGCUCUGCUGCACACGUUCUGGGUCGAUGCAGAAAACUACUCCAAUGUAACACGGCCCUGGUUCGCCUCACGCUCGCCUUUCCCGCUGAAUUUUCUCGUACCAGGACGUCUCGCCAGCGGCGCCCUCUCCCGCAUCCUUCUAACCACAGGAGAGGCACCGCUGCACAGAAUCUCUGAGGUGGAGGGAAAGAUCUACAGUGAUGCUAAAGAGUGCCUGAACUUGCUCUCCUACAGACUGGGAACAGCUAAUUUCUUCUUUGGCAACUCGCCGACCAGUCUGGAUGCCUUUGUGUUUGGUUUCCUGGCUCCCCUUCAUAAAGCCAGUCUUCCCAGCAGCCCUCUGCAGAGCCAUCUCAGACAGCUGGAUAACCUUACAUGCUUCUGUGACAACAUCCUCGCAGUCUACUUCAGCUCAGACCACCUUUGUAAGAUUGCUGCACAAGCUGGUUCUCUCCCACCUGUUCAGGAAACAAUGGAUGCCAACCUCCAGAAACUAACUCAGCUUGUAAACAAAGAGUCCAAUCUGAUAGAAAAGAUGGAUGACAACCUGCGCAGCAGCCCACAGCACAAACCCCACAGACCAGAGCCCAAACCCAGUCUGUCCAGUGCGAAGAGCUCUACUCCUGCCUAACACCUGACCUUUAAAUCCUGCUCCGUUUCUAUGAAUCGCAGAGCAGCACCCUGCACACAUAAGGUGCUGUUCAGAACAUGACUCUAAAAAAACAAACAAACAAACAAACAAAAAAUGAAUGGAAGCAUAUCUAUAUAAAUACAAGAGGCUAUUUUAAGAUAAUGAUGAGAGAUUUUGUCUGGAAGAGAAGUGACAGUGCAUGUGAGGCUUUAAAAAAGAAAAGAAGCGUGCAUGUAUGUGGUCAGCGAUGGAUUGCUGUGAAGUGGUGCUUGAUGAGAAAGACACAGAAAGUUCAAAGAAAAAGUCCAGCAGGGAAAAUCAGCGGCACAGUUUAACCUUUCAAUGUGGACCACUCAGCAGAUUUUCUUUAAACUUUUUCACUCUUUUUUUGUUUCGUUUAAAGGACACCUUCGAGACCUUGGUCACUACAGUAGAGCACUUUUAAGCUAGAGCACUUAACAUGUUUUACCACCAAGGAUCUCUUUAAGUACCUUCCUCGUGUCCACUUUAAAAUACUCCAUAAAUUCUGUUAACAUUUGAAUGGGUGUAAUGUACAGUGUGUGCACGGACAUGACUAUAAGAGUAACUAAUUUAACUUAUUUAACUUUGUUUCAGUUCCUCUGCUGUGUACAGCGUGUACAGUUGUAAAUAUUGUUAUGAGGAUAAUCAAUGAAAUUGACUUCCUGUUUCCUCUAAAAAGGAGCAGCUUGUUCAAAAUGUUGUUGCUAGACACACAGAGGUAAGAGAAGGGCCAUCCAUGCAUUAUAUUUGGGACUAAUGUGCUUGUGUGUGACCCGAGGAUCAUGUUUUUUUUGUUCACGAUGUCAUGUGGCUUUAAGAAUCUACUCAUUUCUGCUGUUGCUUUCGUUUUCUUUUUUCCACUACCAUUUUUGCUCAGUUUCGUUUCAAUUUUGUGCUGCUAUAAUUUCCUGUGCCACAGACUGAAAGGGUUGGAAAUGUCUCAUUAGUUAUCUUGGUUUGUUUUUUUUUAAACACUAUAAUUUGGACCACAAAGUUAUAAAUUCCCUCGAAGUGUUUCUACUCCGUAUGAUUCCUUUAUAUGAUUUCUCUUCACCUCAGACCUUCACAAAGUCACUUCAUGGCCGCAUGCCCUUGAAAGCACCGUGCUCUGAAACAGAUGUGCUCUGAAACAGAUGUGCUGGGGGGGGGCGGGGGGUGUUGAUGCUGUCUUGUAAGGACCAUAAGGGAAAAGUGUGCCUUCAUGACUCCUCGUGUCUUGUACAAGUGUCAACAUGCUGUGUUCUUCAUCAUUUUGAUACAUAUAUCCAAAAUUAUAUUUGUAAUUUCUGUUGCUCACAAUCUGUAAGUGUCUAUUAAAAUGCAUAUAUGAUAAAAACGG
Oreochromis aureus is the source of this 2352-nucleotide messenger RNA. It is a transcript of the gene mtx3, whose product is annotated as metaxin 3. Bases 36 to 992 code for a protein of 318 amino acids. The record is from RefSeq and is a predicted model, not a curated record. Gene Ontology annotation, biological process: mitochondrion organization. Lineage: Eukaryota; Metazoa; Chordata; Actinopteri; Cichliformes; Cichlidae. Gene Ontology annotation, cellular component: SAM complex. The transcript has 9 exons.